AUGGCUCUCCUUAACCCAACCUUCUUCUUCGGCUGCCUAGUCCUCCUGUACCUGUCGUCCUUCGUCUUCCUCGCCGUCCUCCGAAUCCUUACUGGUGUAUCGAUCCAACGAAUAGGCUACCUGUCCUUGCGCCGAAUAGCAUGGACACCACGAGAUGGAUGCAGAAUAGAAAUCAGGGGCCUUGGCAUCCACGUCCACCGCCCAACAUUUGCCCAGCCAACAUGGUGCAGCGUUGUCUUGAGUGAACUCGUCGUAACGAUAGAUAUCAAUGAGCUGGAAGGAAAUAAGCCCGUUGAAUUGGAUCCCGAGGGCAGUGAUUCCGAAGUCGCGAAAGAUAAGAAAUCCGAUGCCAAAACCACAGCCCGACAAAAACCACAAUUGCCACGACGAGCGACGAGCACAGUGGUUCGAAGCGAGACAUGGAAGAAGCUUACACGCAUAAAAGAUCAGAUCAAGCGGCUUCAUAGCAACAUAAGCUGGCUAAAGCUCGUCGAUGUGGUCGCGACUAACUCAGCUGUCAACAUUGUCGAUGUUGGCAAUGUCCAAGUUGGAAGCUUCACCCUCGCGGUCGAUACACGCCGCAAGAUGGUCGACCGCGUACGCUUCUUUGCUCGAUUGGCCGAUCGCCAUGGCAAAGACCAACAAGCGGAAUGGACUGCUUCGUUACGUAGCGUACUUUUCACGGCUGAAGGCCAUGAAUCUAUGGAAAUUCUCGAUCAGCUUUUCAUCAAUGUCCACGGGCAUUUGUACAAGUCCAUGGAGGGUCUGCGUGAAGCUGCUGUGGCUAUCAAGAUGGGACGAUUGCACAUCCCAUUUGACGACUUACAAACAUGCGUGAGCCGGCUAAAGCAACGCCGGGCUGAGGUCAAGACACCUGGCGCUGAUGAGGAACCCGUUGAUAUAUUCUUGAGCAACAUUGCCCAGGAAAUCGACGAGCCAGGAACAACAAGCGAAGACUUAAUGAGGACGGUUUCCGACUCUAAAGAGUUUUUCAGUUCCAUUCUAAGAGGCAUCAAGGAGAUUCAGUUCGCAGUGAGUUUCUUGGGCAUGAGCAAAAAGGUCCAGUCUAUCAAGCCUGGGUCAACGCCGAUCCAAUUGAACGCCGCGAUGAAGGAGGUUGGCAUAGAUCUGCACAGAUUGGAUUCAAAGUCGCCAGCUCACAGGAUGUAUUUUCCCGCCGAAGCUAUUGCACACGAGGCCCUUGCUGCUGCUUUAUCUAUAUCAGUUGGCUUGGACGACGGCCACGGCCAACCCGAACGCCUUCUCUAUAUCCCCAUGGCUACAACAACGAUAAAGACGACACUGCUCUCCAAGACAGUUGAGGUUUCGCGGGCCAGCACAGUGGACGAAAGAAAUGCCAACAUUAUGUUUGCUAACUCUGUAGUCACCUCUCCUUCGGUAGAUUUGGAUCCCCGUCAUCUGCCAGUGCUAAUUGCCCUCUUCAAAUCGAAACCGAAGGCACCGAAAGCGCAGAAUGAUAACCACCAUCUUAUUUCCCGCCUUCUUCCGAAAGCCAAUUACAAAUUUUCCAUGCACGAGCCUGUUGUUCGUAUAAAGCUCCAGCCUCUGCAAAAAGCAGAGGACCCGGACGAUUUCGAUCUUAUAAUUUCAUCAAUCUCCUCGAUUUCGCUCGAUGUGGAGUCUUCUCAUAGUGUCAUGGCCGAAAUGCACUAUUCUCUUGAUGGUUCAUUCCGACUUCAGUCACACGAUCUCUACUACCAAACCAAUCAUGGCGAACGGUUCAACCUUGUUACAACAGAGUCACUCGAUAUGAAGCUCAAUCUCGGUGCUCGACCGGAUGUCUAUGUCGAUGUGUCUGGCAAUCUUCAGUCCUGCUCCAUCAGUAUGGUGAGACCCGAGAUUACUGACGGUCUUCGCCAGAUCGUCCAGGAGUUGCGUAUCGACGUGGAAGCAGAAAAAGGUCCCGUUUCUCGAUCCAAGGGCGGUCAAAACUUCCUGCGGUCUAUGCCCAACUGGCUAUUGAGGGCCCAGUUCAAUGCGGCCGAUUUCAACGUGGAGAUCGCAGGAAUCGACGAGGAGAUAUCUGACGAUACCCGUGGAGUCUUUUUACACUGGGACACGGUUUCAACCGAAUAUCGAGCUCAUCGUCUUGAUGGACUUCAACGACGGACUUCUAGAAGACGGGCCAACAGUCGUUCCAUCAACCAAUCCGAUUCGGACUGGACUCCUCCUCAAAAUUCUCCCCGAAUCAAGAAAAAAUCACAAAAUACUGGUGAUGGGAGGAAGCUCACCCUCUUUGCUAGCGGCAUUGAAGCACAGAUCAUGGACGCUGUUGAUACACUUGAGCCCGAGGCCUUUCUUAGCGUACCGAGACUUGAGCUUUCGCUCGGCGCGUCAAGCGAUGCAAGUGGCCCAACGUUUAACAUUCAAGUGGGCGUUCGUACCAUUCGCGCCAAGUAUUCGCUCUACCGGCACUACGCUGUUGGUGUUGCUGUCAUGACACUACGAAAAGCAUUCAUGCGAACGGGUCGCGAUGCUCCACGGCCAAAGCAGCAGGGAAGCUAUGUCGAUCUGGUCCCUGGUGCGAACCGACUGGCUCCUCCUGGAACUCCGGAUCUAGAUCCCGGACUGACAACUAUUACCCCUGAAUUAGUCACUCUUGACUUCAAAGCAGCCCUCGUGCAACUCAAAGCUGAUAUGCCUCAUGACCCAGCCAUGAUGCUACACAUGUAUGGCCUGGAGCUCGGCCGGCAGAGAUGGUCUACUCCAUACAUUUCGGCCAAACUUGUGCGGCUGUACACAGAGCCACCACGCAUGCGUAAUGUCUGGGCUCGUUUACUCAGCAUCAAGGCAGGGCGUCUUGACUUUAGAGAGUCUCGCCGAAAGACACCUACCGGAAGUGUCAUUGACGAGAAGAUGGUUGACAUAGUGACUGAAGCUGUACGCAUUGCUGUACCGCACGAGGUCAUCUUGAGUCGUGUAACCGAUAAUUUCACUAAUGUGAUCAAAGCAGUGCAGCAGCUCCACCAUCGUUUCAGAACAGGUACUAACGAGUACAUCCUCGAGAAGAAACCGGAGGGGCCAAAGUCGGUUCCCAAAGUAUCUAUUCGUACCCGCAACUUUCUGUUCGAGCUUGAAGAUGGUGGCUUCGAAUGGAAACUGGGCAUGAUUUAUCGCACUGGUCUUAUUGAACAAACGCAACGAAUUGCUCGUGAAAACGCCUUCAAAGUCAAACUUAAGAAAGUGCGCGAAGAUGAAAUCCGUAAGGGAACAAGCAAGUUCCGCUCGCGAUCGACCUUCCCACGAGGCCGACCUGAGAUGGCCGAGUCUCCAGGCAGCAGAAGCAGAAGUGUGGAUGAUCUUGAGGCAAGAGACGUACGGUCAAACACUCAGCAUGGAAGAAUUCCCAGAUACAACCCCAACACUGACUCCCUUCACCUCAAUGGUGUUUCCAAAGUUACUGAGCACUAUGCCCGGAGUCAUCUUGAUAUGUUCAAUGCUCAAAGUUGGAAGAAACGAAUCGACCGUGCUUAUCAGAUUUCUCAAGAUAGCAUGAAGGAGUCUCGCGGCCAGUUCUGGGGGCCUAACCAAGUGCCAGAAGACGUUGAAGAGGCUGAGAAUCUGCUGGAAGUACCACCGAGACCAGCUCUAAUGGCUGCUGUUAUUAGUGACCUGCACUUCAUGAUCGACAAACCUACCUUCCCCAUGAAAGACUUGCCAGACUUCCUCCACAAAAUUGGCAAAGGCAUGCCAAAGGAUAUGCAGUAUAGUCUACUGGUUCCGAUGCAUGUCAGCAUUGCCAUGGGAGAGGCCAAGGUGACGCUGCGAGACUACCCAUUGCCGCUUGUACACAUCCCUCCAAUGAAAUACGGGCAGUCAGCGAAAAUCCAGGCUGUGUCUGUCAAGGCAAACUUUGUCAUUGCUGAAGAGUUCAGAGGUAUCGAGUCGACCCGCCGUGUUAGAGUUAACGUUGUGCCUCCAAGAAAUUCUUUGCCGGGGUCUUCCAAUGAAGGCAGUUUCGCGAUCGAAGUCAGACGUACUAUUGGACCUGUUAAGUCAUACUCCGAUGUGUACAUGGACGUCAACAGUGCUUUGCCCACACGCAUCACAUGGGGUCCUUGUUAUCAACCCGCUAUCCAAGACAUGAUGAUGGUCAUUGAAUCGUUUACAAAACCUCAAUUUGAUCCAUCUGAACGUGUUGGUUUCUGGGAUAAGCUUCGACUCAACUUCCACUCUAGGAUACACGCAUCUUGGAAGGGCGAUGGAGACGUGCAUCUUGCCCUCAAGGGUACACGCAAUCCAUAUGCAAUGACUGGCAAUGGAGCCGGCUUUCUCAUGUGCUGGCGCAACGAUAUCCGAUGGAACAUCAACGCAGACGAUGACCCGAAGGGUUUCAUCUCAGUCGAAAGUGGUGAAUACAUUCUUGCAGUACCUGACUAUAGCCAUGAGGUUCGGGAGCAAGCUCGGCGACAAUAUGAUUUCGACAGCUAUCUACCUGAAGACAACUACAAGUCUGAGGCAAGUUUCAAGAAGGUUGUUAUGAAAUUGUCUGGCAAAGUCAAAGUUAUGGCUGGCCUUAUCUUUGAGCGUGCUAUUGAAGAUGGCGUCCGAAGCUUUGAGUUUCGGCCUCAUUACGACAUUGUUCUCAAGAAUCCACAUUUCGCCAAACCUGAUGCAAGCGGUCUUCCCUAUGAUGCGCUGCGUGGUUUCAGGAGUCGACACAUCCAUCUUUCUAUUGCCAUUCAUGCACCAGCCGAUCGCGAUUGGCUUUCUGAUAACCCGGAACCUUCCCGAAGCUACAAUACAAUUCACCUUACCCCGAGAUUCUUCACCCACUUUUUCAACUGGUGGGGUUUGUUUGGACAGCCACUCUCAUUGCCAAUCCGUCAGGGUAGUCUCUUUCCAGGCCGUGAGAAGAACAGCAAGAAAUUUGGUCGGCAUUUGGCCACUGUUAAGUACAAUAUCUUGCUUGCGCCGCUAUUUCUUAGCCAUAUAUACAAGCACAAGGACGUUGAAGACCAUUCGGAAAAUGCAGUUUCUGCGACCGGUCUAAAGGUUCGAUUUGAUAGCUUCUCGCUCGACCUCCAUCAGCGCCGAGAGGAGUUCAACACCCUCGGUAAAGGUAAACACGGUGACAAUGCGAGCAAAACUUCAGGUAUCAAAAUCCAUGCUGCUCAGCUUGACCUUGUUAGUGCCGACGUCCGGGCAGUGUCAGCAAGCUUGAAGGGUACCACCACGGAGGCUAUCAAGAAGGGAUCCAUGGCGACCAUGGUUCGCGAAAGUGAUGAGAAACCCGAUUUAUCGCGCUUUACCAUCCCUGACAAUGACUUCAGUUGGAUUGACAUGGAUGAUUUUGUCGAGAUCGAUUGGAUAACGCCGACUGAACCUCAUCCCGACACCAAGAUCUUGCCGCUUGCCUACGCUCCUCGCCUGACAUACUUCCGACAAACAGAUAUUGGUGGAGUCAUUGCCGGUGACCCAACGCGUACCAGUCCCUUCGGAAACGAACCCACACAUUUCUGCGUAAUGAGACAUGACGAUGAUCCACGCCGAAUCCAGGGUUCUCUUAUCCAAGACCGUCUUGAACAGUUGGCCAUGCAAAUGGAAAAUCACGACCGCGAUAUGGGCGAAGCAGAGCUGAGGGUUAUCAGAACUGAUGGACAAGACCGUGUUCUUGUGGAAGAGUUCAAGGCUUUUCAGAGACACACGGAAGUAUUGCAAGAGAAGAAGGAGUUUCUGGAGUCCAUGCUUAAUCAAGCCAAAAUUCGAGCCCCUUCCAGCACUCACAGAGCUAGUGGUGAGGGACGCAGGCAAUCCGUCGAGUCCGCAAUCCCUUUUCAAGAUGAGACCAUGGAAAUUCCAGCGACGAGCGAGUUCGAAAGCGAGUUCAGCAACCGGUUCGUCAUCCACAACUUGCAACUCAAGUGGAACAAUACUCUACGAAACAUUGUACUUCGCUAUCUUCACCAAAACAGCCAGAGACGUGGUUUCACAUACUAUCUCUCUCGGCCCGCUAUCAAGUUCAUUCUAGAUAUUGUUGAGGAGCAGAACAAAGCCAAAUCGCAAACUAAGCCAGGCAAGGCUAAGUCUACGCACAGCCGUCAAGAUGGCAGAAGAGGCUCUCGCGCAUCCAGUAUGAAGGGUGAUGAGGACCCUAUCGAUCUUGAGGAGCGUAUCAAGCGCAUCCUUAACGAUGGAAGAAAAUUCACGUCGGCAACAUGGAGUACUAAUCCAGACGGCGCUGUAGAGGGAUCUAUUGAAGACUUGGUAGGUGGCAUUGCUGACGAGUUCACUCCUCAGAGCAGCUACCACAUUCGCAUUAUUGCACCGCAGAUUCAACUCCAAAGUGACAAGAACAAGAAGAAUGUGGUUCUGGCGACUGCCAAGGGGAUGGAGUUAAAGGUGAUGGAAGUCAUGGAGAAGGAGAGAAUAUCUGAUAACGUCAGUGGUCUCGUCCAACGCCGAUUCUUGGUCAACAUGGACAGUGUCCAGUUCUUUGUCACACAUCGCAAGUGGUUCCAAACCAGCCCUGUUUCGAUGUAUGUGGGAAGCAAAUACGGUGCGCCGAGCGGUUCGUCUUUCCCACCAUGGGUUCCUAUCGAAGUCGUGUUCGACUUCCAGGCGGAUCCCUUUGGUUUCAAGCGCGUUGUACAGAAAACCUCGGCCAUGGUUCGAUAUGACAAGUACAAUACUCUGCGUCUGAAGUACAACGACGAGGUCAACACCGAUGGCAAUGAAGGUUCUUCUGAAGACAACGCGGAGACCCGCAUGGACAAUCUUUGGGUCGAAUUCCCAACGGCCAGAGCCCUCUGCAACUCAUCGCAGUACUACGCUCUGUACGUCAUCGUGUUGGAUCUUCUCAUGUACAACGAGCCCAUGGAGAAGACACGAAAUGAGCGCCUGGAAAAGAUUAUCCUCGCGUCUGAUUUUAGCGACUUGAGCGGCACUCCUGCCAUGGUUCAGAAACUACAACAACGUAUCCGGCAGAUGGAAGAGAUCAAGGACCAUUUCCAGAUCUAUGCAAAGUAUCUUGACAAGAAGGGCUGGGAAGAUCGGUUGCGACUUGAAAACGAUCUUGCGGCUUGCGAGGACGAGUUGUUUUUCAUGAUGAAAGCCAUCACCUCCUCUCAGAGAAAGUUUGACGUCAACUCGGAUGAUAGCACCGGUUUACUUAAGUGGAACAUCACGAUACGAGACAUUGUUUGGCACCUUAUGCAAGACUCGAAUGAGCCUUUGGUAGAGUUACAACUCAAAGAUCUUGAGUAUGAUCGAACGGACAACUCCGAUGGUUCCCAUGUCAACCUUAUUCGAGUCGGAAAGGUUCUUGGUCUGAACUUGUUGCCUGAUGCCACAUACCCUGAGAUGAUAGCACCGUAUAUCGACCCCGAAAGACCAUACCAGCAGGACGGUGAGCACAAGGAGAUGAUUCGGGUUUACUGGCACAUGCUGGAGGCCAUUGCAGGCAUUCCCGUGAUGGAUCGAUUCGAAGUCAACCUGUUCCCCAUCAAAGUGCAACUUGAGCAUGAGGUCGGAAAGCGCCUUUUCGAGUAUAUUUUCCCUGGUAUCAAUGGAGAGAAGUCAGCUGGUGCCAAGAACGACUCGCCAUUCAUGUUAAAGCAGGUCACGGCCGAUGGAGAGGACGAUGAAGAAUAUGACGACGAAAACGGUGGCGCAACACCUUCCUACUCGGGUAGACAUUCAUCUUCGUCAUCCUUUUCAACUGGUUCGGGUUCUCUUGAACUCCGAUUGCGACCUACCUUGACAUCAAACACCAAAGCUGAAGCACCCCCAGGCAAGGGUCUGCGUGUCAACACAGGCAACGAAGGCCAUUCCUUCCGUCUUUUCCGUGCUCCUGGAACAUCCAAGACUAUUCUCAAGAAAGCGUCCCAUGAGUCACUCCGCUCUAAUAUGGGCCCGCGAGUUGGUUUGACGCGUGCAUCAACAAGCCGUUCUUCUCGAGAAGACCGGGAAUCAAGAGAAAAUGACAAGAGGUCGAGAUUUGGACUUGGAAAGCGACACAACAAUGACAAACCGCCUUCGGAUGAUCUCACCAAGAUGAUGACACGUGCAAGCCAUUUCAUGACCUUUGCUUCUAUCAAGAUGCCGUCGGUUGUUCUUUGCCUGAGUUACCGGGGUAAAGAUAAUCGCAACAUUGAGGAUGUGCACGAUUUUGUCUUCAGGAUGCCAAGCAUUGAGUGGGAGAACAAGACAUGGUCCAACUUGGAUCUGGCCUUGGCUCUCAAGAAGGCAGUAGUCAAAGCGUUGAUUUCUCACACGGGUGCUCUUAUUGGCAACAAGUUCUCGAAACAUCGACCCAAUGCGGAACAACGAGACAAGCUGCGAGUGUUGGCUAACAGCUCAGUCCUCAUCGCACCAUCGUCUUCGGGCGGUUCCCAGCACCACCCUGGUAGUAUAAACGACAGUGACGAUUCCAGCAUGUAUGGCGUAUCUCCUGUCGACUUCUCUCGAUCCCCUCCUCGCAGUAUUCGAGCACCAAGCACGCACGGCAGUGUACGUCCAGGGUCAGCGAUGCGACGCCGCAGUCGAAGUUCAAGCGUAAAGAGCCGAUUAUCACAUCGAAACGGUGGCGCAGCUCCAGCCCCUCUUGCUCACCAUGGUCCCCAUGUUCCAGCUUUCUUGAUGAUGACGCCCCCAACACCUAUUGACGAUCCUCGUGGUGACCGACAACACCACUUUGGCCCCGAACUUUUACGGCCAAGUACAGCAAGCCCACAAAUGCAAGGCACAACCUCGAGCAACUCUUAUGCUAGCAGCACUCACAGCACUAGCCCCCAGAGCAGCAUUCCGGUACCCGCCGGGCAACACCCCAGGCCUGGGUUUAAAAGAAUCCCGACUGGGAUAGAACGCCCUACUUCAAGUAUGAGCAAUCAUGAUUCCAGUGGAUCUGGUGUACGCCGGAAGAACGGCGCAAGCAAUCUAAAGGACAAGCUUAGUGCGUUCACACACCGUAUCGGCAAUCGAGAGAGUAGUCAGUCACAGCAAGAAGAUGAUUCGGAGACAGUUGAUGAAUCACAAUCCCCUACACCUUCGGGUCCAAAAAGUAGAUCGAGGCGAUCAUCAAGUCAUACAGGAUCACGACUUGGCUGGACACCCAAUAGGAUGAAGACAGGUUGA
Messenger RNA from Fusarium poae, 9096 nucleotides. RefSeq lists its product as uncharacterized. The record is from RefSeq and is a predicted model, not a curated record. The coding region runs from base 1 to 9096 and encodes 3031 amino acids. NCBI's taxonomy places the organism in Eukaryota, Fungi, Ascomycota, Sordariomycetes, Hypocreales, Nectriaceae. The transcript has a single exon.